AAAAGGAUUAUCGGAUGUUUGGUACUUUUUAAGUUGCUUUGGGUGUCAUAAAAAAGCGAAGGGUAAAAUAGAAAGAGAGAGGGAAGCACCCGAAUAGAAUCGAAGCUGAAGAAGCAGAGAACCCGAACUCAAUACUAAGUACAAUCGGCCUUAGUCGGCCGUAUCCGUUCGUGGUAUCCGUAUAUACAUUAAUGUCGUGUAAGCUGCUCCAUGUAUUUAAUUAAGUAUAUAGUGGACUGGAAUGGAUGGUUGAUGGUUGUUGAUUAGAUAUAACAGUGCAUUAAGUUCAGGUGCCCAAAGAGAUCUGUCCGUGGGUGACUAAUAAAAUAGAUAAAAAAUAGUGAUCAGUGGUGGAUCAUCUGAGUGGAGAACUUAAAUUAAUGGCUGUCAGUGAUCGGUGUAUCUUUACGAAGAGUCCUGAUCGAAAAGUUAUCGUGAUAAAAAAUAGCAGUAACCUGCGUGAUAAUAUCAUAACCCACCCUUGCGUAUUAUUGGCGCUUCCGUUUCCUUUUAAGUAUAUGUAAUGUACCAGCGCAGCAAGUAAAUGCCUUUACAAGUAAACACACGACGUUUAUAAUGGCAGGGCGGUUGCGUUGACUUGCGUUUACACACGGGUGGACUAAUAAAACUAAACAGGGUGGUUGUAUUGUACUUCAAGAUUUUAUAUUUGAUUACAACCAUUUUUUUCUGGAUAAACGACAUCUUUAAAUUACUAUUUCCUCUCAUCUAAUCGUACUAAUCAUCAUUAUAAUUAAUUGUCACAGAACUAGAGCACGCUUACCGCUAUUUCAGGGCCAAGUGUCAAGUAUAGUGUAAUAUCACAUCACAUCAGAGAAGACGUUAUUUGUCAUCGUCAUCAAAUAUAUCUAUAUAGAUUUUUAGACAUAAAUAUAAAAUAUAUACACACAUAUAUUUAUAUAUAUAUAUAUAUAUAUAUACGUUAUUUCACCUCGACAAUUAAUAGUGAGAAGAAAUAGAUAAUAAAAAAACAAAAUGUUUACGGGAACAGUUAAAGUUAAAAUAUGUGAAGCUUCUGGGCUGCGAGCUACGGAUAAACAUAGAAAAUUCUGGCAGGACGCACCUCCUAUAAUAGAUCCCUACGUGCUUCUUGACGUCGACCAAAAUCGUCUUAAUCGAACGUCUAUCAAGGCCAAAACAUUUGAUCCAGUUUGGAAUGAAACAUUCACCCAUGAUGUCCAAGCUGCAGUUAUGUUAGGACUUACUGUCUUCCAUGAUGCUGCUUUACCACCUGAUGACUUUGUUGCUAAUUGUAGAAUUCCUUUUGAAGAACUUGUCCGUCGUGAAGAUGAAACGGCUGAUUUUUGGGUUGAUCUCGAGCCUCAUGGAAAAUUACGCAUAAAAAUUGAUCUAAAAUGGAGUAAUCAAGAUCAACAACCAGGAUGUAGUAGUGGAGAAGCAGAUGGUAUUGGAUCCGUAAGUGGAAAUGUUGGAAGUAGUGCUGUCACAGGAGAUAUGGAACCACGUGGAUUCAAAGAACGUCAAGGAUUUAAUAGACGAAGGGGGGCUAUGCGUCGCAGAGUACAUCAAGUUAAUGGGCAUAAAUUUAUGGCAACAUUCUUGAGACAACCAACAUUUUGUUCUCACUGUCGUGAUUUUAUUUGGGGCGUCGGGAAGCAAGGUUAUCAGUGUCAAGUAUGUACGUGCGUUGUUCAUAAAAGGUGUCACAAAUUAGUUGUUACAAAAUGUCCUGGUAUGAGAGACGAGGAAAUGGAAACUGUGUUGCAGUCGAAUGAAAGUAUACAAGGGCAACGGUUCAGCGUCAAUAUUCCUCAUCGCUUUGAAGUACAUACAUUUAAACGUUUUACAUUCUGCGAUCACUGUGGCUCGCUUCUUUAUGGUUUAAUAAAGCAAGGUCUUCAAUGUCAAGUAUGUGACCUAAAUGUACACAAACGAUGUCAAAAGAAUGUGGCUAAUAACUGCGGUAUCGAUACAAAGGCAAUGGCUGAGAUUUUAAGUACUUUAAACAUUUCACCGGAACAGCAAUCAAAGUCUCGAAUAAAUUACAAGCCUUCAAGCUCAACUGGUGGAUCAUCUCAAAGUCCAUCAGGAAAUGGCAAACAUUCACAACCAACGGAUAAUACCGAGCCGAGGAUUCAAUCACACAAUCAAUCCAGAGCUGAAAGCACUUCACAAGAUGAAGAGAGUGAAAUGCAAAAAGUAUCUCUUGAAGAUUUCAAUUUUAUUAAAGUACUUGGAAAAGGUAGUUUUGGUAAGGUUAUGCUUGCUGAACGAAAAGGAAACUCUGAAGAGAUAUAUGCCGUCAAAGUAUUGAAGAAAGAUGUGAUCAUUCAGGACGAUGAUGUUGAUUGUACUAUGACAGAAAAACGAAUACUUGCUUUGGCAGCAAGACAUCCUUUUUUAACUGCUCUUCACAGCUGUUUCCAAACUCCAGAACGUCUUUUCUUUGUAAUGGAAUACGUUAACGGAGGUGAUCUUAUGUUUCAAAUUCAAAAAGCUCGUAAAUUUGAUGAAACUAGAGCUCGUUUUUAUGCUGCUGAAGUAACUUUGGCAUUGCAGUUUCUUCAUCAACACGGUGUAAUUUAUCGUGAUCUCAAACUGGACAAUAUUUUAUUGGAUCGUGAAGGCCAUUGCAAACUCGCAGACUUUGGAAUGUGUAAAGAAGGUAUAGUCGAUGGUAAAACCACAACAACUUUCUGUGGUACACCAGAUUAUAUUGCACCAGAAAUCCUUCAAGAAUUAGAAUAUGGUGCGAGUGUAGAUUGGUGGGCAUUGGGAGUAUUAAUGUACGAAAUGAUGGCAGGACAGCCGCCUUUCGAAGCAGAUAAUGAAGAUGACCUUUUCGAAUCAAUAUUACAUGAUGAUGUUCUUUAUCCUGUUUGGCUGAGCAAAACAGCAGUUUCUAUUUUAAAAGGUUUUAUGACUAAAAACCCAGCCAGACGUUUAGGAUGUGUCGUGUCUAACGGUGGCGAAUAUGCUAUUAAAUCACAUCCAUUUUUCCAAUCAAUGGAUUGGAGGGCACUUGAAGCACGCAAACUUAAGCCUCCUUUUACGCCAAAAAUUAAUAAUGAAAAAGAUGCUAUGAAUUUUGAUACUGAAUUUACAAAAGAGGAGCCAGUACUUACACCAGUUCAUCAAUCAGUACUACAAUCAGUAAAUCAAGACGAAUUUAGAGGAUUUUCAUUCGUCAACAGAGAUUUUAAUACCAGCAAAUUAGGCACGUCUUAAUGAGAAUGAUAAGAUUAUAUUCAUCAAAUGUUAUGCUUACAAAAAACAUUGGAAGAUAACUGUUGUGUCGCAAACUGCUUUGGAAUUGUUUCAAAAUUAGAUGAGGCUACAUCAAACAUCAUUGGUAAUUGUAAAAUUUAUUUAUAUAUACAUGUUUGUAUUUAUGUAUAUAUAUAUAUAUAUAUAUAUAUAUAUAUAUAUAUAUAUAUAUAUAUACUCUUACUUAUUAUAUGUCUUAUUGAACAGAUUUAAUCUGCAAUAUCGUUGGAAAUAAUUUAGUUUAUCUAUUUAUAUUUUUUUUUUUUUUUUUUAUGUAAAAUAAUUUUUAUUUCGUUAAAAAAACUUACAAUUAUUUCUUUCUCUCUAAAGAAUUAAAAAUUGAACAUUAAAGAAAAAUUAUGUCAUUGUGAGAACUAUAAUUGAUUAAGUGUUCUUUUAAAGAAAAGUUAAUUCACUAUUGAUACAGCUGGUGAUUAACACCUCAAUUAGAGCAAGUAUAGAUAGUGAUUGUAAGGAAACUUCGCACGUUUCAUUUGAUUCAAGUUGAACGUGUCAAAUUUCACGUCUUUUAAUUGUUCGGUAUAAACAUCAUGAUUAUAGUAAAAAUUUAUGUGUUAAAAUCACAGCCUGUGCACAAUAUGUAAGGAAUUUUUAGUAAGUUUUUUGAAAAACAAAGGAAUUGUAACAACAAUUUAUACCGAUAAUUUACAUUUUUAUUAUUUUUAUAAAGUAAUUCAAUCAAUUGCCCUUAAUAGAAUUUUGCUUCUUAUUUUUUCCUCUUUAAUUAAUCGAUUGUACAUCAUCAUUAUUGUAUUUUUACAAUAGAUAAAUUGUAUGUGAUUGUAAGUUGAGAAAUUAUAGAUAUCACAGACCACCGGUGGUCUAGUUUGGAGAAUUUAUGUAUACAUACAUGUAUAUAAAAGUUAUUUUAGUAUAUGUCUAACUGAGAGAAUAGUGGAGAUGGCUCGAUUGAUUUUAGCAAAUGAAACGUACGACGUCAUACACAAGAUUGAAAGUUUAAAAUUACCUGAUACUUCGUAACUACCAAAUAUAUAUUGUUAUUUUUUUCUUCUUCAUAGCAUCAACUUUACAAUUAUCUAGUAAUUCAUACAUUAUUUUUAUUUUACUAGCAAAAAUUGCUAUGCUCUCUCAAAUAUUUUUACGUUAAAAUAUUGAAUUAUUUUUUUUUUUUUUUUUUUCAUUUUAUUUAUCUCUUUUUCAAUUUACGUUAAAAGUCAUUAUCAAUAUAUUAUUUUUUAAUUUAUUGAACCAAAGUUUUAACGUGUAUAUAUUUAUUCGUUAAAUUAAGAAUAAUUGGUGUAUUUGCUUGAUUUAGGUAUAAUAUAAUAUUACGUAAAUUGAAGUAGUAAUUUAUCCAUAAUCGCGUAGUACGUAAUAAGAUAUUUAAUAAACUCAAAAAAAUACUUAAUCGUGUUGAUCACGAAGUACAAUCGCUGUAAAUUAAUGAAAGGUAAAUUUAAAAAGAAGAAAAAAACAAAUUUUAAUAAAUAAUUUAUAUAAAUAUCUGGCAAAUUUAAGCAUUAAUAGAAAAUAUUCAUAAUUGAUAUAUUGUUUAUUAAAUAUUAAUCGUCGUGAACGUGAGAAAUAUAUAGAUUAGUUGAAUAAUGUGUAUGAUCCAAAUACAUAUUACUUUUAAGAUUGAGAAGUAAUUUAAGCUGAUUGUUUAAGUAUUUCAAAUAAAUCUCGAGUAUUAUAAACAAUACUUUUUUUGCAAGUAUAUUUACUGUUGUAAAAAGCUUGGAUUGUAAACAUUAUUUAAUUAUAUAAAUGAAAUUCAAAUCGGUAAACAUACUGAUAAUAUUGAAUAAUGUUCAUUAUAAAGUCAAGAUUUAAGAAAUAAUUAUAAGCGCCAAGUCUUCUUUUUUUUAAUGCGAAAUAUUUUAAUUACGAUUAGUCCUUAAUAUUAAAAAAAAAAAAAAAAAAAAAAAAUAACUACAAAACUUGAAAUAUCAAAAUGGGGACCCACAAAAUAAUUAUUGUCGUGAUAAUAUCAUUAUUAUACUAUAGCAAUGAGAUAAUUAAACUGUGUAAUGGAUAUUUUUGUUUUUCGAUAUAAAUUUAGCUCUAUUUAACAAAAUAGCUAUUAAGAUUAUGUGCCAUGAGUUUGAACUCAACUUACAUCCAAAUAGAAUAGAUCUAGCAGAAAAAUUUAUUUAUUUUAAUGAAUAGUAUUGUUUAGUUAAUCGAGGUAUUAUUUAUUUUCUGAUCUGCGGUAAUCUAAGGGUUGUAUUAAUAAAAGUUUUAACAUGUAAAUCACGACGAUUAAUUAUUUUUCCACCAUUUUCGAUCUCCGUUAAAGUAUAGUUGUAAUGAAAUAAAUAUUCUAAUAAUAAAUAAAAUUAAAAAAAAUUUGCUAUUAAAAUGGCAAAAAUGUGUGAGUGUAUUGUAAGAAGUGAAAAAAAAAACGGAGCGAAGAUAAUCAAGGCUACAGUUAUAACACAAAAGUAAUUAAGAAAAAAAAGUAUAGCAUAAAUAACUAAAUAAAAUUGUGAAAUGCAUGACUACUUAUAUUGACCGGUAAUUAAAUUAUAUAAUGAUUGAAAAGAAACGGUUAGUCCGGCCUACGAUUAGCAUACAAGAAAUAAGUAAUGCAUAAUUUUAAUUAAA
Cotesia glomerata is the source of this 5835-nucleotide messenger RNA. RefSeq names its product protein kinase C (gene Pkc98E). The transcript has 11 exons. Bases 994 to 3207 code for a protein of 737 amino acids. Lineage: Eukaryota; Metazoa; Arthropoda; Insecta; Hymenoptera; Braconidae. The record is from RefSeq and is a predicted model, not a curated record. Gene Ontology annotation, biological process: protein phosphorylation. Gene Ontology annotation, molecular function: diacylglycerol-dependent serine/threonine kinase activity; ATP binding.